CGGAAUUCCAUUUUCACAUUUUACGGGGUACCUCACGGGGUUGUCCACAUAAAAAUGGCGGAUAGGCGACGACGAAAGAAUAUUUCAGAAGCAGAGGGCGAAGAAAAUACAAGAGAUGAACAAAUUCGUGAUGAUAAACAAAGUGGUGUAAAAGCUGAUGAUUCUGAAAAUAAUGGUCAAAGACAGGUUGUGAACCAGAAAAAUGAAGAAGAUGAGGAAGAAUCUGAAGAAGAAGAAACAGAUGAAGAAGAGGAAGAUAGUGAUGAAGAGGAAGAUGAUGAAUCUUAUGAUGAAGAAGAUGAAAGCAUUAUUAUAGAAGGCGAGGAUGGGAUAGACAUGGAGAGGCAGAGUGGGGAUGGAGAGGAGCAGCCAGAUGGAGAAUCUGUGGAUGAUGACGAGGACAAAAAGAACCCGGCCUACGUUCCAAAACGAGGGGCGUUUUAUGAACAUGACAUGAGGAUAUCGAUGGAUGAACAAGAGGAAGAAGAGAAAAAACCAAAGAAAAAGUUGUGGAAAGAUGAGGGCAAAUGGAACCACGAUAAAUACAAUGAAUCCAUGCAGGCACCAAAGACGAGGGCGGAGCUUUACAGUAUUUAUGGUUAUGAUAUCACCAGGAGUGACAAACCUCCAGAGGCCCCACCAAGAAGUAAUCGAGCAAGAGGUCCACGGUCUAGGCAGAAAUCUCAAUUUCAAGACUAUAUACCAGAAGGAGAUUACAUACAAACUAGAAAUAGCUAUAACAGUAUGAAGUCAGGAGGGAGACAAGGGUAUGAUGAAAAUGGACGAGGUGGGCGGGGUUUCUCCCGGAGAGGAGGUGACAACUAUCGGAGGAGAGACAGAUACAGAAAUGACAAUUCUUAUGAUAAUAGGAACAGAGGUUUUAACAGAUCUGGUCACGGAGACUUCAACAACAGGGAAGAUUUCCCUGAUCUGGGGUACAAAGAAAAGCCUCGACGAUAUGAUGAAGGCAGAGGGUUUCAGAAUGAUAGGAGAAAUGAUCAAGAAUAUCAUAGUCGAGGUGAGCGUGCCAGUCAAGAGCGGGAUCACAGGGGUGUAAGGGAUAACAGAGGUAGUUCAGAAAGGGAGAACCGUUCAUAUCACAAUAGAAACAACAGUGAACAAGUUCAUCCAGAGAGAACCGAGUAUGAAAACCGUUCAAACAAAGACAACAGAUCAAGUGUUGAAAGGCCUUUAUAUCUCAGAGAGGAGAGGACCAGUCCAGAUCAAGGGCCGUAUAAUGACAGUUAUAGACGGGGAAGGGGUUCAAGAGGGGGCAGGGGCAGCAGGAGGCCCGGGAACAGGAAGCCAGAACCAGAGAGAAACUUCCCUCCAAGGUUUCAGAGAAUGAAGCAAAACAUGGCAGCCGCAGAGGGUGAUCCUUCCCUUCAGCAGGGGCCAGAGGGAGAGGACGAGGUAUACAUGUCUCCUCCUGUGUCACCAGCGGAGGGUAAGCAGGAGUUUCCUCCUCCACCUCAGAGAGAAAAUCAGCCACAGGUGGCGCCAAUAGCAGAGUCUUUGAUUGUACAAAAUGUAGGGGAGCGUAAGUCGUACUCGAAGGAACGUCGGGUGAAAUCAGGACGAGUACCCGAGGAGCCACCCCCUAAUAUGCCAGAGGAGACAGCACCACCAGAGGCCAUGGGAAAACAAGAGGAUAUAAUCCAGUCCCAGCAGUUUGACAACAAGACCUACAGUAAACAAGAUCAAGGUGGCAAACCCAAGCGUUACUCCUCCCAACGGCAACGAAACAUGCCAGAAGUGGGUUACGCGGAACAGCCAAUGGAGGGCCAGAAAUUUUAUCCACAGGACACUGUAUUCAUCAAAGGACCGCUCUCAAACUUUUUCCUUUGUGCAAUUAAAUGGGAUAACAAACUUUUCACUAGUGCAGAGCAUGCUUAUCAGAUCAGCAAAGCCAUAUUCCAUAAUAGAAAAGAACUCGCUGAAGAAAUGAGAAAGGCUGAGACAGCAAAUAAAGUCAAAAUGUUGUCAAAAAGCAUAAAACCAUCAGAUCAGUGGAUGAAAACCAGAUGUAGAAUCAUGAAGGAUUUACUGAUAGAAAAAUUUAAACAGGUGGAGCCAUUCCGCACUGCCCUUCUGGCAACUGACAACAAGCCACUGGCUCAUGAUGUGGUGAAUUUGUUCUGGGGAACUGGGCGAAGCUUCAAGGGCGAAAACAUGUUUGGCAAACUUCUGAUGGAAGUCAGAGAUCAAGCACGGGCUCAGAUGUCAAACCAGGGCAGUUUCCCAGCACAUCCUAACCCUGCCAUGCUUAGACCCCCAAUAGCUACAGUUGCAUUCCCCAUGAAUGCAGGACCGAGUGGUGCCAUGUCAACUCCUCAGCACAUAUUCCCCCCUGGGAACCAGCCAGCUACCAUGACAACACAAGUUCAAAUGAUCCCCUCACAAUUCUCGAACAAUGGAGUACUAUAUGCUGCAACCCCUAACUACCCAGCACCACCUGUUGCUAUGGCUGGGUUUCCUCCCCCUGGUAAUCACCCUCCAACACUAGCUACCCAUCAACAAGGCUACCCCUCACCCCCAGGGACACAACCAGCAUCAAUAGGGGCCCAACAGAGUCCAACACAGGCUGGUCAACAGGAGCUGUUUCGAAAUCAGACUGUGUAUUAUCCUCCAGAGUUUCAAAUGAGAGGCCCCAGGGCAACUCCAAAGAGAGCAAAGUCUGCCAUUCCCAUUGUGAAUCCAAAGGAAGUGAAAAGAGAAUCUACUAAAGAAAGUCACAUAGAGGAGGAGCAUGCAUCACAGGAAGAACAGGUGCCCUAUGAGGAGCAGGUGCCCUAUGAGGAGCAGGUAUCCUAUGAGGAGCAGGUGUCCUAUGAGGAGCAGGUGUCCUAUGAGGAUGAAGCGCCCUAUGAGGAACAAGUGCCCUCAGAUGACUCAUCAUCAGUCACAAACAGGAAGGAACUGGACAUCAAGGAUAACUUAGAUCCAGAUGAAUCCCCGUCAGGGGGUUCAGAUAUUCUUAAAACAGAAGAAAAUAUUUCAGAUAAAUUCAUUGAUUCAAACAUUGAUGCUGUGUCAGAAGAUGUGUCGGAAUCUGAUGGAAACAUGGACAAAGCAAAGAUUGAUGCUGUGGAAAAACAAAACGUGAAUACAGAACCUGGUGAUAAUCAUAUUAGUAUAACGCAAAGUGGUGACAAUGAAUCGGAAGGAAGUGUGAAAAAUGAAGACAACAGAGAGACUGUAGAGGGAGAAAUAAGUGAAAAUUUACCAAUCAAAGUAGAGACGCAGGAUCCAAAGUAUGAUGAGGCGGAGAAAACAUCUGUGGAUUCUAGUGUGAAAAUGACAGGUGUGAAGGAGGAGGAGGAGAACGCUAGUGAUAAUGAAAGCUUCGCUGAUGCAGAAGAUGAGUUGGAGAAGGAAAGUCCAAGCACGCAGGAGUUGCAGGAACCUAAUACUUGAGAUUUCAGAUCUGGAAGUAAUUUACUAUUUGAUACAGUUACCCAGAAGUUUACUAUUGAUACAGUUAUACAGAAAUGGACUCUCUGAAACUUUUUUAAGCAAGUUUUGCUUUGCUUGUUAAACAUGUUUAAUUUGUGAUUAACACAUUUGUUAGAACAAUAUGAUUAAAUGAUUGACCUCUAUCUUCUUUUUUUUUAUCCCCAUUGUAUUUGUUAAAGCCUUGUACAGAAAGUCAUCACUACUCAGCAAUAUCAUCAUUUGGGUGAUAGGGAGAAGACUGUGAAUAAUGUGAUUCUAUAUGUUGUAUGGUUGAUCUUGAUGUCUUUUGGUUGGAUUGAGAGUUUUUCUUUUUUUUAACAUUUAAGGGAAAGCACAGACAGUUUGUAUGACUCAAUCAGUUCACAACAAAUUCUAGUAUGUCAAUUUUAAUAGAUUUUGUGAAUGCAUAUUUUGUACAUUUUCCAUUUGUGCAUGUACUUUUGGUGGCAAUAAACUGAAUCCAGUUUUUUAUAUUACAAGUGUUCAACAUAUCAUACAUUUCCUACAUUUAGAAAUAGUAUGAUACCCAAUUAUGAAAUGAAUGCAAACUCAGACCUGCACAAGAUCAGUAAAAAUCAAUGUGCUCAAAAUGAACCUUUCAGGUCAGUGCAUUCAGUAAUGGAUGAUAAUGUUUCAAAGAUGAACUUUGAUUGACAUACUGUAUCUUGCUUUACUCAAUCAUGUUAUAUAUGACGUAUUUUUGUUCUUUAAAAAUUUGCGCAUUUUGAAAAUUCUGGAUUUGAAAUCUAGUUUAAACAAUGGGUUUUGUACUGGGCCCCUUUCUACUUGACACCAGUGCUUGUUCUGUGAAAUAACAUUCAAUCUAUCAAAUCUCUAAAGCUUGUAGAGGGCCUGGACAAGAAUUUCUAAUUUAGUCUGUGUGACCAUGACCUUUUCCCAAUGACUUUGGUGAAGAUCCCUCUGAUCAUGACUGACUUUCAUGUUGAACAGGAUCUAUAGGUCUCUGAUUAUACAUAUUGCAAAUGACAUUGUAUUAGGAAUGUUAACACACCUGCUGGCUGUAAAAACUUUGGGCUAAUUAUGAACCUCUAAUAUUCCCGACAGGCAAAAUUGCUUUGGAGAACAUUAUGUUGUCAUUCCUCCCAACUUUGACCUUUUUCAAAUAACCUUGGUGCAGGGUUGUGGCAUCCUCUGAUAAUACACUUUUUGAAAGAAAAGAAAAAUGGUUUUCAAAACUUCCUAAGUUAAAAUAAAGAUACUGAGAAAGAUAUGGCUAUUCCAACAUAAUCCUGCAAAAUUUGCAGGGGUUAUAGAUAUUAAGUGGUGUUGUGAGAUUAAAUUCAUUUUUUUAAAAAUAUAUGUUGGUUCGAUUCAUAUUGUACACCUUAAAGCUUUUUGAUACUUAAAAAAUCUUAGAAUGACUCAUUUUGUCCAUUUGUUUUGUGAUGCACAUUUUGACGUGAGAGAGCAGUAUGGAUUUUGUGGUAAUUCAUUGAUAUCUGUUGGCUAUAAAUCAAAUGCUGAAAAGGAAGCUUUAUUGGAUAUUCACAUACACUGUAUGUCAGUGGGAGUAUAGAAAAAUUUGUGCAAUUUUUGUUUAGUUGUAAUGUUCUAGAGUGAGGUUCAUUGAUUUCAUAUGUUUUGUAUAUUGUUUUGUUAAAUAAUGUAAUUAAGUAGACAAGUACUAUUUCUGUAAAGAUUUUUUUCAUAGCAUAGUAUUUUCUGUUUUAGUAUUUCAAAAUUUAAAAAAAAUUAUAAUUGAUUAGCAUGUUUCAAAAAUUAAAUGAUUGAAAAUAAUGAA
Ostrea edulis (European flat oyster) is the source of this 5218-nucleotide messenger RNA. Its product is annotated as protein CASC3-like. Gene Ontology annotation, molecular function: mRNA binding. Lineage: Eukaryota; Metazoa; Mollusca; Bivalvia; Ostreida; Ostreidae. Gene Ontology annotation, cellular component: exon-exon junction complex. The transcript has 12 exons. Gene Ontology annotation, biological process: mRNA processing. Bases 55 to 3417 code for a protein of 1120 amino acids. The record is from RefSeq and is a predicted model, not a curated record.